This is a messenger RNA of Nerophis lumbriciformis (worm pipefish), 4102 nucleotides long. It is a transcript of the gene tmf1, whose product is annotated as TATA element modulatory factor 1. The record is from RefSeq and is a predicted model, not a curated record. Gene Ontology annotation, cellular component: Golgi apparatus; endoplasmic reticulum. NCBI's taxonomy places the organism in Eukaryota, Metazoa, Chordata, Actinopteri, Syngnathiformes, Syngnathidae.
AACGACACUGCUAAAUGCUACGUGAGGCGAGCCUACAAGUUGAGAACGAUCAAAACAAACGAUGACGGCGGAGCCCAGAAAAGCCGAACAAGUCUGGGUUUUUACAAUAGUACGUUAACGUUGAGCAAUGUGGACGUAGUUUAGGUUUAGCUUUCACAUUCCAUGACUUCGAAGUAGGAAUUCUGCGGCGGGAGUACCGAGAGUUCGGUCUGAGAGCUACCGACUGUAUGUAUGCUAGCCUUUAGCUUUAGCUUUAGCUACAGCUGUACUAGCUACUUGUGGUGACGUCACCAACUCUUGUCCAGACAGCUUGGUGUUGGUGACGUCAAGUAAUCGAUGAUAGCAAACAUGUGGAGGAACUUUAACCAGCUGUGCUUUAUUUACUGACACCGGGUAUCUUUAAAUCCGCCUUGGAAGUAGCGUUCUUGGUUUGUAGUCAAGAUGAGUUGGUUCAACACAUCCCACUUGUCCACUUUCGCCAAACAAGCGUUGACAACAGCUCAGAAAUCGAUCGAUCGAGUUCUGGACAUCAAAGAAGAAGGCCAAUGGAGUGACGCAACUGUAUUGCCUUAUGACGAUGUGACAUUGCCGGCAAAGCUGUCGUUAAGUGGAGGGUGGGGGAUGGUCCAGUGGGAAGCACUACCUGAAGAAGAUACCCCCAUCCCUUCGUCCCCCUCUGCUGCCAUUACUACACCUGUCACCCGCACAGUAGUGGACGACUCUGACAACUUUUUUAGUUCCUUUCUGUUACCUGGAGACACGCAAGUUGACACGAAAUCCAAUGAAGUGUCUGUACUACCGGUAAAGUCUCAAAAGCAGUCUCAGGAGAAAGACAAUAACCGCAAAAAUGCUGCUGCCCAAAUCAAAUUGGAGGGCGAACACAUUGUGUCAGUUAUUCAGGGUCAUGAAAGUCGGACAGUUGUGGAUGGACAACAGUUGGAAAAUGAACCCUCUCAUGCAGACACCAUUCUUCUUCAGCCAGUUUCUCCCAUUGUAAGUUGUGGUGAGCUACCUUGUGGCUCAGACGAUAAGAAGGCCCUUACAAGCGAGGUAAAACCAAACACUGACACAGAAGAGUCUGCAGACCCAAUGACCGAGUGGUCACAGAGUCCAGCUGGAUUCCCUGUUGAGAAAGAACCCUCUGAUUCUUCAGAACCUUGCAGUGCUUCCACUGAAUCUAAAAAGUCUACACAACUUCAUCCGCUUGCCUCCCAACCUUCUAAGGAUGUACAUUUAGAGCAGAAAGACUCAAAGCCUGAAGACCGUCAGACUGAUACCCCUUCUCCCCCAGUGUGUGCCUUCUCUUCAGGAACAUCUACCACCAGUGACAUUGAAGUGCUGGAUCACGAGAGUGUGUUGAGUGAAAGUUCUGCCAGCUCCAGGCAAGAGACGGGAGAAGGAAAAUCUGGACUUCACUUAAUGCACGGUUCAUUCCAACUUCUCUCCGCUUCUACCUGUGAAGACUUUCCCCGUCUUGAGGACUAUACAAAACUCACAGAGAGUUGUGGCUCUUCCUCCGAUGCGUUCGAGCGCAUAGAUUCAUUCAGUGUACAGUCAAUGGAUAGCCGCAGUGUCAGUGAAAUUAACUCCGAUGAUGAGAACCCUGGCAGUCGGACGCUCGCUUCUGUCACUUCGCCCGCAGCCCCUAUAACAGAUGUUUCACCAAGUAUAAGCGAGAAGCAAGACGAUGGAGUUGUGGAAAAGACCGCAGAGGCGGAAGAGGAGAAGGACGAGUGUUUCGCCGGAGCUGUAAGGGAACAGUCUCUGGACGAGAUGGAGGAAAGCGGACGGAGUGUGACUCCAGUGAAUAGCGAACAACCUGAGGACUUGACCGAGCAGGAAGAGGAAUCUGAGGCGAACAUCACACUGUUCGAGCCCAACGCCAACGUCGAGUUAUUCAUUCCACCAAUCACAGAAGAAAUGAAAAGUGUCUCAACCGUUCAGUUUUUGGAACUUCAAAAGGUCAUCGAUGAGCUGUCAAGCCGCCUUGAAAAAAGAGAGUCUCAGCUGUUGGCAGUCAGCAAGGACAAGGCAAGACUGGAAGAAGAAUUUGACAAUCUUAAAGAUGAAGUAAUAACUCUGAAGGAGGAGAGCUCCACUGUUCAGUCCUUAAAGGAUGAGUUCACGCAGCGUAUAGCAGACACCGAAAGGAAGGCUCAGCUGGCUUGCAAAGAGAGAGACAUUGCCAAGAAGGAGAUUAAGGGUUUGCGAGAGGACCUUUCUACAAGACUGAAUUCCAGUGAUACAUUGGAGCUUAUCAAAGAGAAAGAGGAGCAGAUCAGAGGCCUACUAGAUGAAGGUGAAAAGCUGUCCAAGCAACAUCUUCAGCACAGCACUAUCAUAAAAAAACUGCGCGUGAAGGAGAAGGAGAGUGACACGAGACUCACCAAGCAACAGAAGAAAAUUAUAGAGCUGGAGAACGAGCUGAAGCACCUGCAGCAGGUUUUCGAGGGGAAAGAAGAGGUAGAAAAAAAGAAUCGGGAAAAUAUCAAGAUGCUGAACUCGGCUGUGGAACGUCAAGAGAAGGAGCUGAGCAGGCUACAGACAGACUCUGAGGAGCUCCAAGAGAAGAACAGAAGUCUCCAGGCGGCUCUGGACAACUCUUACAAGGAGCUGGCGGAACUUCACAAGGCCAAUGCCAGCAGAGCCAGUGAGGUUGAAGAGGUAGCUCUUAGUAAAGAGAUACAAGCCAAGGAGUUGCUAAGCGUGGCCCUGGUGAAGGCCCAGGAUGAGGCCAGGAUACAACAGGAAGCUCUAGCAAGCCAGGUGGCCGACCUAAGAUUGGCUCUUCAGAGGGCCGAGCAACAGCAGGCAAGGAAGGAAGAUUAUUUGAGGGAAGAAAUCAGUGAAUUGCAGCAGAGGCUGCAGGAUGCAGAAACAAGGAACCAGGAGCUUAGCCAAAGCAUUACCUCAGCAACGAGGCCCCUGCUGCGUCAAAUAGAGAACCUACAGGCUUCACUGGGUGGACAAACUGCAUCCUGGGAAAAAAUAGAGAAGAACAUCUCUGACAGGCUGGUGGAAGCCCAGGCACAACUUGCUGCUGCAGUGGAGAAGGAACGCUCAGCAACAGAAGAACUGCUCUCCAUCAAGUGCCAGUUGGCCUCUCUGGAGUCACAGAAUUCCUUGCUUCGCCAGGAAAAGGUCCGACUCCUUGCACUCGUAGAGACAGAGAAGAACAGAAGAGAGAAUGUGGAAGACGACAGUGGCAGAGAGCAUAUUGAGUUGGAGAAUCUGCGAGGGGAACACAGGCGCAUGCUGGAAGAAGCGAAGAAAGAAAAGCUGCUGCUAACGAAUCAACUAGAGAUGGAGAAAAUGAAGGUUGAACAAGAGAAGAAAAAAUAUUACUUGGCACAAGAGGCGCUCAAGGAGAAGAAGAGCAUAACCCAUGAUGUCCCAGUUUCUUCCACACCCUCACUGUCCCGAUCGAGCUCCUUUAGUGGGACAGACAAUGCUGGUUUGCACUCCUCCAUCUUCUCUCAGGAUGACUUGUUAGACCAGACGCUCGGCAGUGGAACAAUGUCUGUGUCAAUGAGUGGUACCAACUUGUAUGAAGCUGCCAGGCUGUCUGGUGGCUCCAGCAUCAUAGAGAAUCUCCAGUCUCAACUCAAACUGAGGGAAGGAGAGAUAGCACAACUGCAGCUUGAGAUUUCUAGUCUGGAGAGGAGUCGUUCUGUAAUGGCAGAAGAGUUGGUUCGACUCACCAAUGAAAAUGAUGAAAUGGAGGAGAAGGUAAAAGAGAUCCCCAAGAUGAGCAUUCAGCUCAAGGAUCUGGAACAGAGGCACAACACAAUCUUGCAGAUGUAUGGAGAAAAAGCUGAAGAGGCAGAGGAGCUCAGGCUGGACCUUGAGGAUGUAAAGAGCAUGUACAAAACCCAAAUUGAUGAACUGCUGCAGAACCAGAAAUAAAGUUCACCUAAUAGGAAGACACUCACAAACUAAUUGAACUUACUAAACACCCCCACAAAUGAAGUAUUUUCUUUUAAGUCGUUAUACAAUAUUUGAGCAAGGGGGUUGGUGUUGAGUGAACUAUUUGGAAAAAAAAACAUCCAAGGAAAGCAGCAAGGUCAUAGAAUUACCUGCUACAGCCACUACUGACAUUCCA